Molecule: messenger RNA, 1353 nt
Organism: Penicillium olsonii
Lineage: Eukaryota; Fungi; Ascomycota; Eurotiomycetes; Eurotiales; Aspergillaceae
Source: the annotation of a GenBank genome assembly
AUGCGGUUCUUUAUGCGCGCAAUCACCAACUACGAUGAGGGUCUGCAGAAACAUCCUGGAACCUUCGAUCUGGCGUACAACAAAGCACGAGUUCAAUAUGAAAUCACCCAGCAUCCUAAAUUAGCUGCCCAAUUACCCGCAGCCCAGGGGGAGCUCCUGCAGGUUGCAUUGCAAUCGCACCGGGAUGCGCUGGCUCUGGAACAGGACAAUGCUGACGUGUUGUUCAACUCGGGCCAGGUGCUGACAAGUCUGGCAGAGCUGCUGUCCAAUUCCAAGCAUCCAGGCGAGGAGCAAAUGAUGCAGGCAGGGACUUACCUGCAGGAGGCGAUUGAGUUGUUCCAGCGGUGUUUAAUCGUACAAGAGAUGAAGUACACCCAGAUGCAAGAGGACAUGGAGCAGAUGGAAGAGAUAGCGUCUGGGAAUGUCCCACCGCCAACGUCAGAGCCAGAGGCUGUAUCACAGCCGGAACCGACAAAGACGGGCUCCGACGAGCAAGAGCAGUGGGCGAUGAUUGUUGAGCCUGUCACGAAAAAUACUCUGGUCGAUACCGCCGUUGCCCAGUUGGACACUCUGACCACCCUGUGCAACUUGCUGACAUCGAGCCCGGGUGCUGGUGGCGUUGGCUGGGUGCAGGAGUAUUCGUCAGAGCUCGCGCAUUCCCGACUGCCCGUUUACGUCGAAAGCUCCGACAGACAGUACGAGGCGGCCUUGGCACGCGCUAAGCUCAUUUGUGCCCUGAAUGACCUGCUGUACCGAGGUGGACAUACCGAUGUUCAAACUUAUCAGCAGGAAGUCGGACAGGUCUUCGGCCCCGAACUAGACGUGUCUGAAGAUCCUGACGGAUUGUGUGCGAAAGCAGAGGCACUCGUCUCACUCAACCAGGCACUCUCUGACAUCCCCCCAUCUGACGACGACGAAACGUCACAAAGUGCAAUCACCCUGCGUUGGAAGUCUCUCUCGACCGCCCUGGAUUCUUUGACAGCUGCCUCCAAACACUCCGAUGCCUCCAACGUGCCCAAGAUCCAUAUCGGGCGUGGAGAUGCGGAGAUGCAUAGAUGGCGUCUUGGUCGUGCCCCGUGGAAUCACAAUAUGGCAAAGCAGGGUGGCGCCACGCUUCUGCGCAAUGCCCAAACCUACUACCGUGGCGGCGCUGCUCUGGCGAGACGCGACGGAGCCGCCGAGGAAGAAUUCGAAGGUACCUGCAAGGAAGCAAUUGCCGCAGCAAUCGAUGGCCAGAACACGAAACUCCAGCAGCUCAAGGCAACAAACCUCCAACAGGUGAUCGCUGUGGCUCAGGACAUGGUGGAGGACGGAAUGGUAGACGGGAUGGAACUUAGCGCCCUGAUCUCAUGA